AUGUUUCCUUGUAGCAGCGAUCACAACCCUUUUACAUACAGUACCUGCCAAUCCAUCCUGGAGAAGCCCUUUGCAAAUGAUGAAAAGACAAGCUCGGGACAUGAGGAAGAGCAUCCCUCGUCUUAUACACACCUGUCGGCAUCUUUUCUUGAGGAUGACGAACUAUUUUUGAGUCAUUUUCUUUCACAACAGAAGCUCUUUUUUGGUAGCACAUCUCAAGCCGAGACCGAAAAUAGUGUUGCGGCUUCAGUCAAGGCAACAAAUGACAAAAAGGAGGCGAGUGGAAACACUGUGGCUGAGCAGAUGCCUUCGAAAAAACCACUUCCGAACAAGAAAAGUAGAGGUGGUGCAAAACAGACAGUUCCCAGGAAGAGAACUGGGAAGAAGGACAGGCACAGCAAGAUCUGUACAGCUCAUGGCCCGAGAGAUCGCAGAAUGAGGUUGUCCCUUCAGAUUGCGCGUAAGUUCUUUGAUCUUCAAGACAUGUUAGGCUUUGAUAAAGCGAGCAAAACCAUUGAGUGGCUAUUUACUAAGUCAAAGACUGCAAUCAAGGAACUCACAGAGAGCAUCUCACAAGUGAAGCAAAGUUGCAGCGACGGUACUAAGAGUGUGUCGGUUACAUCCGAUAACGAAGAGAUUUCAGAAAACGUGGAGAUUGCGGGUGAUGAUGGAGACCAAGGGGGUUUUGGUGCAGAUGUUGAAUCUUUCAAUCGCAUGGCCAGAGAGAAAACAAACAGAAAAUCACUUAUUGUUGCAAGGGAUUCCCGGGACAAGGCAAGAGCUAGAGCGAGGGAGAGAACAAGGAACAAAAUGAUGAUCAGGGGGCUUGAGGUAUCGAAACAAAUGUCUGAAGGCGAAAACCCUAACAAUUUGGGACAGUUAUGUUCUUCUAUCCCCGUUGAAGAAGCUGGUGAGGAAUCAUCUUUCCGUGGCCAAGAAAGGAAAUCUUCUCUACAGAUGGUGGCUGAUCAAGUUGAAGAACCUAUCAAUCACUUAUUAGAACAUCAAAUCAAUUAUUCUGUGAGCAUUAAUGAGAGAUUUUUGGGCGUUAUUGGUGCCCCAAGAUCAUCUUUGAUUUUGAAUCAUUCACGCAAUGUUGCAGCCUCAAGUGGGGGGAAUCCCACGGAAGAUUUUCCCGGAUUUCCUGUAAAUUGGAUCAACAACAAUAAUGCUAAUAUGCAGAGAAGCAUGAAGCCGUCCACAGGUAAUGUCCAAUUGAGAAUCCCCGGGGUGCAAUUCCCAUGGGUACCUUAAAACCUCAAGAACGGAAGCAUACUUACGAUCGACUUUGAUCUCCACCUAUAAUUCCCAAUUAAGAACAGAUCAUGCUUCAUUCAAAGUUCUCAUGAUAACCGCGCACCCCUAAAAACCCAAGAGCAAAACCGUAGUUCAAUUCCAUCACCUCCUUGAAUUGAUCUCAACCACAAAACCCUAGUAUAAACGU
Molecule: messenger RNA, 1444 nt
Organism: Juglans regia (Persian walnut)
Lineage: Eukaryota; Viridiplantae; Streptophyta; Magnoliopsida; Fagales; Juglandaceae
Product: transcription factor TCP12
Exons: 1
Coding region: 1-1254 (417 amino acids)
Biological process (GO): regulation of secondary shoot formation
Cellular component (GO): nucleus
Molecular function (GO): DNA-binding transcription factor activity; sequence-specific DNA binding
Source: RefSeq, a predicted model, not a curated record